CACCUGAUGGCACGUGACCCACUUCACUUCAGCAGCUCGCACUACAACAUCUCCGUCAGGGAGAACCUGCCCCCCGGCCCCCUCCUCAGGCUGCAGGUCCUCACUACGCAUGCUGAAUCUGAAGUGCGAUAUUCACUGCUGGACUGGAAGCAGCGCUACUGGUUCACGGUUCAGCCGCACACCGGCGUCGUGGCGCUAGUGGCGCCUCUCGAUAGAGAAACUAUAGCACACCUGACGGUACCGCUGGAGGCGCGUACGUCUCAGGGCAGUGCAGAAGCGACGUUGUACGUCACCGUAGAAGACGUCAACGAGUUUCCGCCGCGUUUUGCCAACGACUUUUACCAGACGCAGAUUACUGAGGAAGACGACAGACACCUGCCCAAGCCGGUCAUACAGGUGGUUGCUCGGGAUCGUGAUGGGGGUAGAUGGGGAGUGCUGCGCUAUUCCCUCAGCGGAGACGGAAUCCCCCAUACCCAGGACCCCCACUCACAGGAUUCUACUCCCAACACCCACAACGAAGCUACAAGACAUCAAGAUUCGUCUCAAUCAAGAUCAUCGCCGUUGCUGAGCGAAACCCACCUGUCGCACGUGACUCCCAUAUCAAAAUCGUCGUCGCGACCAUUGGAGUCUUCGUCGCUUGUGAGUGACGUCAUCCCCGGUCUUGCGGGUCCGGCACUUCGGGUAUCUUCUCCAGGGGCGCCACCUCCCGCGGUCGCGCCGCCCUCGGUCUCCAAGAGCCAAUACUGGACGCGUCGCCGCGCUGCCUUCUCUGUUGAUCCAGAGUCCGGCACCAUCUACGUGCUCAAG
Hyalella azteca is the source of this 807-nucleotide messenger RNA. RefSeq names its product putative neural-cadherin 2. Gene Ontology annotation, biological process: homophilic cell-cell adhesion. The annotation marks the transcript as partial. The record is from RefSeq and is a predicted model, not a curated record. Gene Ontology annotation, cellular component: membrane. Gene Ontology annotation, molecular function: calcium ion binding. NCBI's taxonomy places the organism in Eukaryota, Metazoa, Arthropoda, Malacostraca, Amphipoda, Hyalellidae. The transcript is spliced from 4 exons.